Molecule: messenger RNA, 2027 nt
Organism: Medicago truncatula (barrel medic)
Lineage: Eukaryota; Viridiplantae; Streptophyta; Magnoliopsida; Fabales; Fabaceae
Product: transcription factor bHLH25
Exons: 4
Coding region: 1077-1874 (265 amino acids)
Molecular function (GO): protein dimerization activity
Source: RefSeq, a predicted model, not a curated record
GGCAAAUUCACCCUUCCUAUUUUCUAAAUUCACAAAUGGUGGAAUAUAAAUUAAAGAGAACAAUAAUUUAUGACUUCACAUACAAAUGUUUUCUCAGAUCUCGUAUCAACUCAAGACAUGUCCUUCUUUCUUAAAAAACUCAAGACAUGUCCUUUGAGAGUAGCUUUGAUUUCAGUAACUCCCUCCUAAACAUUUCAUAACAUCAACAAGAACAUUUUAAAUAAAUUGUUCGUAAAAUAUAAUGUUUCAGCAACAAAUUACAGUAUUUGUCAUCCACAAAGUCUUAAAUAUCUUAUCUGAAGUCCAAUGAUGUAUCAAAUAAUUAUAUAUUAACCCAUUUGGCGGUUUAGUCUGGUGGUGUUGGUUUGAGACCAUUGAAUGAGGUAUUAGGUUCGAUUCUCCUCGUUGCCAAUUUCGAUGUGUUAAUUUAACUUUUCAAAAGGAAAUUGAUUGUAUACUGGCAGAUUGGCAGAUAAAUGCAUUUUUGUUUGUAAUAUGAUUAUUUGGCAUAAUUGGCUUAGGCCUUUCCUUAUGCAUAACCCUAACUAAUGCAUCUCCCUUAAUAUCAUUUUUUUUUGGAGAAACCUUGCCUCAUAUUUAGGCUCCUAUGUAUAAUACUUUUACAAAUAUCAAGAAAAUCGAUAUGUAAUGAUUUAAAUGUCAUGAUAAAGAGUUCCGUGAGCUUAGCUCAGUUGGUAGGGACAUUGCAUAAUUUAUGCAGGGGUCAUGGUUCGAACCCCAAACACCCCACUUCUCCACAUUUAAUUAUGUGAGCUCUAGCUACUAGACCAACAAAAAUAAAAUUCAUGUUAAAGGUAUAAAUUAAUAUAAUUUAAUAUCGUGAAUCUUCUUUAAUAUAUAAUUUUUAGGAGAUAUAAAUUAGUAAUCUAAUGCCAUGUUACCUAAAAACCAUAAGUCAUGUCCUUUGUUGCAUUUCUCCAUCUAGGGCAAAUCCAACCAAACUUGCUCAUAAUGGCCAAUAUAUUUAAAAAAUUGUAAAUAGUACAUGCAGAAUUAUCAUUCUUUAUAAAAAUAAGUUGACAUCAUUUCUUGUACUUACUCAUUUCCAAAAGGAAAUGAACGAAUACAAUUUAAUUGCUGAGGAAUGCAACCCAAAUUUCCUUAUAGAUGUGGAAGAGCUUCUUUCACAUGACAUAGCUAACGAAAUCAAUGAAACUUUUUCACCAAAACUUUCUUCUGACUCAUCUUUUCAGUUUCAAAUGCCAUGUUUUGACAACAACCCAAAUUCAUCCACUACAGAAAUGGAAAAUAUGAAUCACUCAACUCAAACCUCAGACGAGUCAUCGAGAAAAAGGUCUCGUGGUAAUCAUGGUCAUGAUCAUAUCAUGGCUGAGAGAAAGAGAAGAGAGAAACUCACACAGAACUUCAUUGCUCUUGCAGCUCUUGUUCCUAACCUUAAAAAGGUGGACAAGUAUUCUGUGUUAGUUGACGCUAUUAAAUACUUGAAAGAGCUUAAAAAGCGUUUGGAAGAAUUGGAAGAACAAAAUGAGAAAACAAAGAUAGAGUCACAAGUGAUUGUGACCAAACCAGGCAUCUACAGUGAUGACAAUUCCUCUACAUGUGAUGAGAGCAUUCAUAGUGUUGUUGGUUUACCAUUUCAAGUGGAAGCAAGAGUCUUAGGGAAAUAUAUACUGAUUCGGAUCCAAUGCCAAGAGCACAAGGGGCUUAUAGUUAAAAUUAUGGUCGAGAUUCAAAGGUUUCAACUAUUUGUUGUUAAUGGUAGUGUUUUACCUUUUGGAGAUUCUCUCAUCGACGUUACCAUCAUUGCUCAGAUGGAUGAAGGCUACAACAUGAGCAUAAAGGAACUUGUGAAGAACCUACGCAUGGCAGUAUUGAAGUUUAUGUCAACAUAAUAACAUGAGUGACAAAUAUUUUCCUUAUUGAUGUACGAUUUUUGGGUGUUGAAACAAAUAUCUUCGUGAAGAUGCAAAUCUCUGUUUAGUUUUUCUUCUUAGUUAAGAUAGUACUAUGUUGGAAAAAUAACAAUAAUCUUAUUCUUAUCGUCA